This is a messenger RNA of Cercospora beticola, 1964 nucleotides long. RefSeq lists its product as uncharacterized. Gene Ontology annotation, molecular function: nucleic acid binding; zinc ion binding. The record is from RefSeq and is a predicted model, not a curated record. Lineage: Eukaryota; Fungi; Ascomycota; Dothideomycetes; Mycosphaerellales; Mycosphaerellaceae.
UCUUCGCCUCUCCGCGCACUUCCACUUCUCACCACCAACCACAACACAACAUGUCCACUCAGGACACCGCCGACAUGGAGCGCCCUCCACCCAAGCGCCCCGGUUCGCCAUCCGCCUCUUGUCCUCAGAACCAGCCAGCCAAGCGCCCAUGCCUCGAUCAAGACGCCGCAGAGCCAGCCUCUACCUCUGUCCCGCCCUCUGCUUCGCAGACGCGUUGCCUGCACUGCGGUGCGGAUGGCCACGACUUUUCUGAAUGCAUUACUUGGUGCAAGGAUUGUCAGGUUGGCCUCCCAGGCUUCCUCUGUCCUCACUCUCGUGGCGUCCAAGCCUCGUUGCCAGCUGCCAGUGUCAUUGCCAAUGCCGAUGCCACUGCCACUACCGAUGCCAUUGCCACGCCUGCCGCCACGAUCGAUGCCGCAACCGAUACCGCUCGCAAGACCAACGCCAUUGCCACGACUGGCGCCACAGCCGAGGGUGGUCUCAAGAACAGUGCCGCUUACAGAGCCGUUGCGCUCUUCCCCAGAGAUUCUGGUGCUCUGCCAGAGCACAACGUCAACUCGCAGACCGUCAUCCGCAGCGAUGAUGGCCGCAAGCCUGAGGAGCCGUUUCUGCGCUGCCUGAAGUGCGGCGGUACUGGUCAUCUCCCCACUCACUGCAAUGUUCGUAUUCUCAAUCCUCCUCAAGCUCCUGCCGAGCUGAAGGGCGGCUCUCAGGCUCCCAUCACAAGCUCUGAUAGCCGUGAGCCUGAGAUGCCGUGGGUCGCCGCACGUCUGCCAUCGGCAGGUCUGCCGGCAUUGGACGGCGUCAGUUCAGAGCGUCUUGCUAUGAUUGCAGCGCCUCCAACAGUGGAAGAAGAAGUUGAAGAGGAAGCUGGUUUUGAUGAGAGGCUGGGUCCCUUGCAGAGUGGUACGAAUACGAUGCCACUUGGCCGUCCACGCCGCAAUCUGUCAGGAAGUGUCGUGCAAUCAAGCGGACAGUCAGACCUGGCAGACUUGCGAGCAAAGGUAGAAGCAACCCGCGGUGUCCCCCCGCGCGGUCCAGCUUCUGCUUUUCGCCAUGCACCAGUUCCUGCUCAUUACCCUGCGCCAGCUCCCGCUCUUCACCCUGCCGACCGCAUGAUGGGCUAUGGAAGCGCCGCUUCCCUUGGUGCUCCACCAGGCCUGGAGGGUGGCUUCAGCAUCUAUGGAGCAAGCAAGAACACAUCUCGCUUCAAUGACACAUAUCCCCCGACGUACCAGCGCCCAGGCAGAGCACCCUCCAACCAAAGUCGCUCAUCAACGACUCGCCCGUCGCCCGCCGAUGCGGCUCCAUCAAUGAACGGCCCACCUCGUGGCCCAAACCAACGCCCUUCACGUCCACCAACGAACAACCACGUCUUCAACAUGACAUCAAACGCGAUCGAUCAAGCCAACAAGUUCAGGGGCACGACCAACAAGUCGAACAAGAAGAAUGUGGAGCGCUACAGUGCCCACCAUAUGGGCAUCUGGGCUGACCUCAAUCAGCACAUCGCCGACGUGGUGCACGGCGCUCGUGAUCCAAGCCGUGACAAGAACAAUGGAGACGAUCACAACGCCGUGAGAAAGGCUCUCAACGCAGCAAGCAACAUGCUGAGACCUUUCGUGCUCCGAGACCAGCGUCGGAACCAGCGCAACCCAGAUCUGUCUCAGAGGGCUGGGUUCACCCAAGUUCGCGUGGGAAACGAUGGCUUUCCCAUCCAGCAGGAUGACGAGGUGCACGUGAAGUCGGAGCACUGAGCGCUUUCCCCCUUGUUUGAGCCUGCUCUUCGAGCCACCGCGGCACAAGAUGGCUGCGAAAAAUGCUGUCCAGCGAGACAGAGAGUGCCAGAGUAUACGUAGUGUGCAAAAAUUCCACUUCAGCCAAAGAUGUCAUCCAUCACAUCCCCACCCUCCCUUUUCCGCUUCUUUUUCCUUUUUGGCUUCUCACUCCGCGCGACCUGUUUCUCG